Molecule: messenger RNA, 948 nt
Organism: Coccidioides immitis RS
Lineage: Eukaryota; Fungi; Ascomycota; Eurotiomycetes; Onygenales; Onygenaceae
Exons: 2
Coding region: 1-948 (315 amino acids)
Source: RefSeq, a predicted model, not a curated record
AUGGCCACCCAGCCGUUCACCAUCUCCCCCUCCUCGCUCCGAACCCUCCAGGACAAAACCAUCCUCAUAACUGGCGGUUCUUCUGGCAUCGGCCUCUCCACCGCCGAACUCUUCCUCUCCCUCUCACCCACAAACAACAUCUCCAUCCUCGACCUCUCUCCUCCCCCUUCAACCUCCCCGCUAGCCAGUCCCCAAAACUCCCGUCGCGUCCACUUCCACAAAUGCAACAUCACCGUCUGGAAAGAGCAGCGCGCUGGGUUCACGGCGACAGUCUCGCAUUUCGGAUACCUCGACGCGGUGUUUGUGAAUGCGGGGAUUGCGGAGUACGGUGACCAGUUUUUCCGGGAUGAACUAGACGGCACUGGGGGGUUGAAGGAGCCGGAUCGGAGGGUAUACGAUGUGGAUCUAGCGGCGGCGAAUGAUACGGUGAAGUUGGCGAUUUAUUGGAUGAAGAAGACGAUUGGAAUGGUAGAAGGCGGGAAGAGGACGGGGAGUAUCGUGAUGACGGCGAGCCUGGCGGGAUAUUUGGCGAGUGCGGGAGCGCCGCUGUACAGCGCUGCAAAACAUGGAAUCGUCGGCUUGAUGCGCGCGCUGAAGAAUGAUACGGCGACGUUGAAUAUCGCGGUAUCUGUGGUCGCGCCAGCCAUCACGGUGACGCCCAUUAUUUCUAGCCCUUCUAAGCGAAAGAAUGUCGACCCGGCAGAAUGGGCUGCUCAGAUGGAGAAAAUUGGCGUCCCGAUCAAUAAGCCAGAGAGCGUGGCCCUGGCUGUUGCUCACCUGGUCGACUUGGGCAUGAAGGCAAACGGUAUGGGGCUGCUCGUGCAGAAAGAUCGGAUGGUGGAUGUUGAACGAGGUAUCGCCAAAUCGCGAGAACAGUGGAUGAGCAAGGAGAUGUUGGACUUGUUUAGAGGGGGAAGAACGGCCCCUCUGUUUGAGAAUAAGCUAUAA